AAAGCGAGUACGGAGCCCUUUUGGCAAGCAAACCACUUCCGACCGGUCUUUGCAGCAUUUCCGAAGCGGCCCUCUUCUUUCGCUGUACAGUCAGUCCAAAUAUGUCGGCCAAAAUAGCCAAAACUAUAGCCAGGCAGAAAGAAAAAAUCGCCGAAGGAAAUUUCUACGAAGCUCACCAGCAACUUCGGGUCAUCACGUCGAGAUAUCUCAAAUCCUCCGACUACCCAUCCGCAUGCGACGUCUUGUACAAUGGUGCUCUCCUCUUGCUCCGCGCCGGCCAGGGGGGCUCGGGCGGCGACUUGGCCUUGAUGCUCCUGAACGAUGUCUACGUCAAGGGCGAGUUCGCCUGCAACGACGAGAACAAGAAGAAGUUGCUCGAGAUACUACAUGCGUUUCCUCGUGAAGAGCCAACAAGAAAAAGAUUCAUCACUGAGAUGGUCGGUUGGUCCAGCAAGUUUGGGGAUCUGGAGAGAGGCGAUGCCGAGAUUCAUGAUCAAGUUGGACGAGUGCUUGCCGAUGAAGGCGAAGUGUAUGAUGCAGAACGACAUCUCGUUCUAGGAACAGCCUCGUCCGCCCCGAUACUGGCAUCAUUACAUUACAACUGGUACAGUCUCGACCAACCACAUUUGGCAGGAAUCUACGCAUCUCGCUCUGUCCUGCCGUACUUGUUGGUUGGAAAUCUAGCUUCAGCCAAUUCUGCCCUUAGCACCUUCACCUCACAUUUGACAACAUCCAACCCACACUUGCUAGCCAUGUCGCAACCGAUAGAGUCGAGCAAAUCCGGCUUGAGUUUACGCAUUUUCCCCAGCAUCCCUCUUCUCAAUUUCUUGAGCUUGUUGCUUUUGGCGGCACAGAAAGGCGACGCCAGCUUGUUCCGGCAGUUGUGCAAGUACUACGCACCCCACCUGAAGGACGCAGACAACCUCUGGAGUGACGCGCUGAGUAAUAUUGGCGAGGUGUGGUUUGGGAUCAGAAUGCCCCGGCAGGGCGGUAACCCGCUCUUUGACAUGAUGGGAAGCAUGCUCUUCGGUGGCGGACAGGGUGGUCAAGGCAAGGGCAGCACGCCGAGAUCGAAUACCCCCAAACCACUGACGGGGGCGAAGAAGGAAAUUGAGAAGCCUCCAACCAUGGAUUUGGAUUGAUUGAUAAAAUAAUGCUGAACAAUCAGAACCGACCUUGUCU
Messenger RNA from Exophiala oligosperma, 1182 nucleotides. RefSeq lists its product as uncharacterized. Gene Ontology annotation, molecular function: protein binding. The transcript is spliced from 3 exons. Gene Ontology annotation, cellular component: cytosol; TRC complex. Gene Ontology annotation, biological process: protein insertion into ER membrane. The record is from RefSeq and is a predicted model, not a curated record. NCBI's taxonomy places the organism in Eukaryota, Fungi, Ascomycota, Eurotiomycetes, Chaetothyriales, Herpotrichiellaceae. Bases 102 to 1142 code for a protein of 346 amino acids.